Messenger RNA from Dicentrarchus labrax (European seabass), 3322 nucleotides. It is a transcript of the gene lrif1, whose product is annotated as ligand dependent nuclear receptor interacting factor 1. NCBI's taxonomy places the organism in Eukaryota, Metazoa, Chordata, Actinopteri, Moronidae. The transcript has 2 exons. The record is from RefSeq and is a predicted model, not a curated record. Gene Ontology annotation, biological process: regulation of DNA-templated transcription. Gene Ontology annotation, molecular function: nuclear retinoic acid receptor binding. The coding region runs from base 1985 to 3322 and encodes 445 amino acids.
GGUAGGUGUUUUUUCAACAUAGAUUAGCCUAGCACAUAGCAUACCUCAGUACAGGAAAGGAGGAAGUUGACUGAGGUUGUGACAGAGGUUUGCUCAACUGUUAUUGGAGCACAGAGCAAAAAGGGGCGGGACUUAGGAAUGUUCAAUUAAACCAAUAGGAUCUUAUUGCUUAUGGCCAGUAAAUAAAUUGUAUAUUGAAAUAUUACAGCUGAUGAUGAAAUGUGAUUAAAUGUAUGCAGAUUAUUUUAUGGAAAUAAUUUCUUAUUAGACAGUCGAUGACAUUGAAGUUUCAAAUGCCUCUUGUGAAGCAAGCGGACCUACAAGAAUUUCAUUGUAAGGAAGCAAUCUACCACAGUAUGAGUCGUUAAUGAGCGAGUCAUUUUUUACCUCCGAACAAAACUCCACAGAAAGUUAAACAUCCCUUAUGACUAAUUUGCUCGCUGUUGCUUUUUUGCACAUCCAGCAUGGAAAAGCAUUUAUUUGAUGUCCACCUGGUCUCCACCAACUCAUCUGCUCCUCUUUGUCUCAUCAGUUAGUCUCUACCUGUGUCUCUGUGCUGUUUGGGGCAGGGCAGGCAGUGUACAGAGGAUCUAAACCAAAACUGUAAAACAAUGAGCUGAAAGACCCUCAAAAACAGCCAAUUUGUUGAUUUCUCUCUGUUUCCAGUGACACCUUUCACAUCACACAUAAUCAUAUUUGCUAAGUGAUGUUCUCAAAUAUAUAUUCAGUGCAAUCUAGUAAAUCACAUUUGUUUCUUUGGGUUACAAGAAAUUGUGAAUAAGUCAGUUCAUCUUAAAGUGUUGUGGAAUCACACAAAGAAACAGUUCUUUAUUUUAUUUUACACUACAGUCCACACACACACACACACUUCUUACGGAGCUCUAGGGUUUAUUAUUUUCCAGAUAGCGAUAUAGCAAGUAAACAAACUACAUAACCGAAGUAAUCAUAGCCAAUAACACUGAUCUGUACAUUAGAAUGUGUCUAAGACGAAUAUUAAACCAUCAACAACAGAAAUAAUGCUGCUAAAAGUGACAAUGUCAAACAAUGUAACGUUAGCUCUCUGACUGAAUACUGAACGCUUGUGAAACCGUUGGACAUUAGUAACGUUAGUUCAUUCAUGAAUAUCAGUGACAGGUGAUACAGCUGCCGGACGUCACACGUACCUGACGUCACUUACUGACGCUGAGGUGGAGGGAGUUGUCAUUUGACAGUCCUCGCGCCUCUCCCCUCACCUGCUCGCUGGGCGGAGCUAACGUUAGCGGGAGGGGAACGAGGACAGACGUCAGCAUAGUGGCAAACAGCCGCGGUUUGAGAUAAAGUGUUCGGACAUUGAAAUAUGUAUAUAACGUUAUAGAGAGAGAGAGCUGUAGCACUACACAGUAUGAGAGCAAAACAGUUUAAUAUUUCUCAGAACGGAACCGGAUGUUAGCAAACCCUGGUAGCUUUAAAAGCUCUUUGCUAUCAUCAGUGUGUCUGUCCGGGUGCGCCUGAAGCGUACACAGACGAAGAUAACUAUAUUUAACAGAAACAAAGAGUCUGCGCUUCAACAAAAAAACAACACUACUUUAUAUCAAAACAAACUGAAAAAGAUUUGCCCCAUUGAAUACAACCCGGUAACAGACCGGAAGUUUGAUGUAACGGAUGCGAUGGAGAUAGGAACGGAAGCCGGGAGGCGAAGUGCCAGAAGAAAAAUCUAGAGUGAAUUUGCCAGUGUGGACAGAGCAGAAACAGACGGGUUGUGCGAAUAAAACGGCGGGUUAUUUAGUCGACAUAUGACAAUGGCGGGGCAACCUCACCUUGUACUUUAACGACGAAAAUAAGUAGCGUGCUUUGGCGGAGCAACUCUUCAUGGUCCCGGCUCUCAUGUAAACAUAGCGCGCUCCAGGAAUUAUUCGGUUUCGUGUUUGAUUAAAGACGCUGCUUCCGUUCCGCUGGACGGCUGCUGGGAACAUUACAAGUCAAGUUUCACCUGUUUUCAUGAGCGAUGUAUCCCGCAGUUAAAGACAUGGAUGCGGUGCACAGUGGCACCGGUGUCUUCUACCAGGCAAUGCCUGCUGUUGGAGCCGAUGGAAAGAACAUCAUGAAACUGAUUCCUGUACAAAUGGUCAAUGGACAGUAUUUCCAAACUCAAAUAAGCAAACCCAGAAUGGAUCCUGCGCCACAGAAAGCUGCAACCAUAAAUAUAGCCUCAGCACCUGUGCACAUAGUAAAAACGGCAGCAUUAAAUCCUUUUUCCUCUCAGCAGGUUUUCACAAAACCGGUUUCCUUUGUGAAUGCCUCGUCUAAUUACAUAGAUUUGGAUCCUCGUAAUUCACUAAACAAGCAUCCACCACAGCAACAGGCUGUGAAAGUAAUGGCCAAAUUACCUCCAAUGGCAACACCUGCAACAAACUGUGAGAAGUCAGUGAGACUUCCAAGCCAGUUCCCAGUGACGGUGAAAUCUCCAGCACUCCCCAUAGGACAGUACCUCCAGAUUCCCCCCAAUGCACAAGUCCGAACAGUCCCAGCAUCGGAACUCCCUCAGGUUAUCAAGAAACAGAUUUUUACUUCACCAGUCAGCUCCUCUCCAGGUUCAGGCUUGCCCAAUGUGGUUUACGUGUCACCUAUCACUACAGUGAAUCAAGGCGUUACUCCACCAAGUGAUUCUGCACCUCACCUACUGAAGCUGCUUUCCAGGACAUCGAGUAAAACAUCACGUGGACCCCCAUCGAAAGGAUCAAAACCACAUUUAAAACUGAUACCAAAGUUUUCACAGAGGCCCAACAGCCCCAUAAAGUGGAUGAUUGAAGAAGAGGACACUCCCACUCUUGAUCCUCUCAGUUCUCCUUCUGUCACUUCAGAGAUUCUUUGGGCUGUUGCAGAGAGAGAAAAUGCCAGCAAGCACUGUGACGUUAUUACAAAACAAGUAUCUCAGUCGUGUCUGGGAGAAAGUGGACAAGGGCAGGAAAACGCCUUGGUCAUGUGCAACGGGAAAGUGUUUUUUGUCUCGAAAAAACGCAACCUGACACUUGAAAUGGGAGAAAGCGACCCACCAACACUAUCACCAAAAUGUUAUGAAUUCAACAAAACCAUUGUAUCUUCAUCCCAACAAUCACUUGAGCCGGUGGCACCUGAAAUAAGGCAGGACCUCAAGAUUAUCAUUCCAGACGAGUCAGAGGAAGUGAUUGACCUUUGUGAUGAUGAUGCUCAGGAUGACCCGUCUCAACAAGCAACAUCAGUUAAUACGACAGCUCAGGUAGAUGAAGACAAUGUCAUAUUUGUGUCUUAUAUUCCGCCCAAAUCUGAGUCAGAACGGCCAGCUGAUCUCAGCAGUGGAAUAUGA